This is a messenger RNA of Akanthomyces muscarius, 1932 nucleotides long. RefSeq lists its product as uncharacterized. The coding region runs from base 1 to 1932 and encodes 643 amino acids. NCBI's taxonomy places the organism in Eukaryota, Fungi, Ascomycota, Sordariomycetes, Hypocreales, Cordycipitaceae. Gene Ontology annotation, cellular component: TRAPPII protein complex; trans-Golgi network. The transcript is spliced from 2 exons. The record is from RefSeq and is a predicted model, not a curated record. Gene Ontology annotation, biological process: intra-Golgi vesicle-mediated transport.
AUGUCGGAAACCGAUGCGAGGAUAUCAGAAGAGCUGCCGCCAUCACAAUCCCUGCCGCGAGACAACUCUGGAAGCUUCACAGACCUGUCGUAUCUCACCUACUUGGUGCCUUCCGAGACGGACAUCGACCUCGACGAGGCCUUCAAAGGCUUGGAGCAAGGAAAAUCCAUAUUAGAAUCGAUACCGCAACGCGAGACUCUUUUCUUUGAUGAGACGGUGCAAGUCUUGCUCAUCCUCAAGACGCCAUGGGUGGAGGAAAAGGAGCUGCAGUCGAGCCUCCAGAGACUUAUGAUCUCUCUGGCCGCGCACGUCGUCAACAGCCCGACCGCAGCCAACCGCGACGCCCCCGCCCCGGCCGCCUCAGAGUCCAUCUACGUCGGCGCCGUCGGCGACAUUAGCGAUCCCUUUGUCGUCGUGGACGAGGAAGCAAGCAGCGACUCGGACUCCUCCUCGACCACGCAGUACCUCUACGCCGUAUGGAAGCUCGCCGUGCCGCUCUCGCGGCCGCGCAUGCGCCUCCACCGCCCGUCCGUCGUCUUCUCCGCCUCGGCGGGCGUCAAGCCCGAGCAGUCGGCGGCCGCCGACCAGGACAGCGGCCGCACGGCGGGCUACCUGCAGAGCGGCGUACCCUCGGGCCUCAACCUGCUCGAGUCCUUUGCGGGCGACCCGGCGCUGCACGGCGUGCGCCCGCGGCUGUCGGCGCUGCGCGUGUCGCGCGUCGCCCCCGUCACCCGGCAGCAGGAUCUCCUGACGCGGUUGCGCACGCUGCCGCAGCUGCAGCUCCCGAUCGCGGCGCUCGUGCACGCGCGUAUCCGCUUCGCGCGGCCCAGCGCGGCGCCCCCGACGAGCACCGUCGUCGCGCUGCUCGAGUUUGACUUUACGCCCGACCUCGACUGCGAGGCGCUCGUCGACCGCGUCGCGCUGACGACGUCGGCCGGCACCGUUACGAGCCUGACCGAUCACGAUGGUGACGAUGUCGCCGCGCUCAGACUCCCUAUCAGCUGCGUCUCGCACGACCACGUCACCCUGGUGUACGAGAUUCGGCCGCACCGGCUCGACAUCAACGCCAAGGACGCCAGCAACACCCUCCACAUUGUCGUCUCGGCGUCGAUCCAGGUCGCGCCGGGCGUCUGCACCCCGCGCAUCGACAUGGCCUGGACGGCGAGCCUCGACUUUGCCACGCCGCUGAACCCCAGCUUCGGCCCCGUGACCGAGACGACGGGCAUCCAGCGCGCGCACCGCCCCGCGCAGCUCUCCAUUGCCAGCAGCAACAACAGCGCCUCCUCCCCGUCUUCCGGCGCAGGCGCCGUCAUGCCCCUCAAGUCGCCGUCCGUCACGCGCCCCGACUCGCUGCCCAUGCUCGAGGCGUCCGCCGUCGUCGCCCAGACCGCGGCGUCGGUCCCCAACCUCGGCAUCACCAUGUCCUUCAACGCCCCGGCCGGCGUCGUCCGCCCCGGCGACGUCUUCUCCUGGACCGUCUACGUCCUCAACCGCACGAGCGAAGCUUCCACACCUCCUCCUCCUCCAUCCACCGCCGCGCAGCCGGCCAAAUCUCCGCGCAAGCUGGCCCUCGUGGCCAUCCCCAGGCGCCGCCGGCCGGAGACGGCGCGGUCGUCGUCGGUGCGCCCGCCGUCGACGGCAUCGCGCCGCCACGGCGAAAAGGAAAUCGCCUCGGCCGUCGUGGACGACAACGUGCUGCACGCGCUGCAGAAGAAUGCCGUCCUCGACGGCGCCGACCUGGUGUGCCUGAGCGCCGACACGCGCGUCGGGCCGCUCGGCCCGGGCGCCUGCCACGUCGUCGAGCUGCAGUUCCUCGCGCUGCGGCCCGGCAUAGCGGGCAUCGAGGCGAUUCGCGUCGUGGACCUGGGGUCGCAGGAGCACGUCGAUAUCAGGGACUUGCCGACGACGGUGAUAGAGCCGCUCGGCGCAUGA